CCUCGAAGUGAGCACGCGGUCCUCGCGCGCGGCGGUUCUUAACGUUUCUUAUACGCGCGCCGCGUCGUCGGAUAAGUACCGGCGCCUGCGUGAUGCCGACCACGCGUGCAGAGAGAAGUAUAUAGGAUCGUGGCUGGCCACCGCCAGCGUCACAUUGCAUCCCCCCGACAUACGUCCUUCAGCUUCGCCUAAGUCCCGACACCCCCAGUGGCGGUCGGUGCUCCCAGCUCCGGGUCGAGGGAUCGGCGUCACCUCGAGGAACGCCACGUCGCGCCCGAUCGACCGAGAUCGAGCACUUCGAGCAGACGCUUCGGAGACACGACGGAGAGACGUCCUCGUCUUCCGGCAUCCGUAUAUCUGAGCUGAUCCUCGGCUGAUCAAGGACGCCUCUUGCGCGACCGGAUAUCGUUGCGCGAACCGAUUCUCCUUCCUGGAACCAUCGCCGCAUGUUGUAAGUCGAGGUGGCCUCAUCGGCGCGGUAACGACACUACGUAACAUCCGGGGCGAGAGGAUUCAGGAACGCGCGAUUGUUAAUAUGGGCAUCAGCUUCGUUUCGUUGGUCGUGGUGACUAUGGUACUGAUAAUCACCGGUAGUUUUGGAUGUGCCGUAGGGAAGAGGAGCACCACGGGCGACGAUAUCGUCAAUGUCGACUAUCCCGAUUACUUGCCCAAACACAACGAUCCGGUAAUGCCAAAAAGAGCGGCUCUAUUACUGGAUCAAUUUCUGCUAGCUCUACAGAAGGCCGUCGAUCAUGGACCAAGUUCAGUUGGAAGCACAUCUUAUAAGCAAGUUGUAAGCAAGCCACCGACGCAUCGUUUCCUAGCUGCCAACUCGGAAAUCUUCCCUAUAGCGGAUGAUCAAAUGAUGGAUCUGAAACGACGCGGACACAAGAGUGAUCCCUGGCUUUGUUACUUCAAUGCCCUCGCGUGCUACAAAAAGAAGUGAUAAUGAUCAAGCAGCCGUCAAGUUUUCCUCAAUCCCUAAAGACCGAAAGAGAGCGCGCAAAAUUUCGUAUUAUUUUCUCGACUUGCAAUUAGCUGCAGCAGCACGAAGAGAUUGUAACGGUGUUUUUCCUGAGUGUAAAAAAAAAAAACAAGUGAAGAUCAAGAAUGUACAGUAGCACAAAUUCGCAUGAUUGCGAUUGUACUAGGAACGACGAGUCGAUUCUCGUUCGAUCUCUUCGAUUGUUCUUCUGUUUCUUUUGGCGCGCCAAAAGGAUACCUCUGAGCCCUUCUUCUCAGCGACUAUAUCGCCGUCCCGUCUCUUUUAUUCGUCACACGCGUCGGGAAGGAAUUAUUUAUACUUACUUUUCUUCUUGCUUAUAUAAAGUAAUAAUUGAUUGAAAAUCUAUCCAUUAAAUGACUCUCUUCAAGCAUAUCAACCAAAUUGAAAUUGAAAAAUUUGGUAUAAACCUAAAUCAUGUGAGUUUCGAUUUCAAAUUUUUACGAGUUACCUUUUAUUUAUUAUUCUUUAUCUUACUUGAUGUUAAUCGAUAAACGUAUUUGAAAUGUAUAUGUAUAUACAUAUAUACAAAGUGGACAACAUAAUUUGAGCAUCUUAAUAGAUAUCUCACUCAUUUUUAAUAAUCCCAUGUAAAAAAGUCCAUGUUAAAUCGAUAGUCGAAAUUUAUUGUUGACGCUUUUCCGUAAUACUGAUUGGUUCUCCCGCUGUGCUUACUUCGCGAGCUAUCAUCAUCGUGGAGAUCGCGACAGUUAUCAAGAAUUAUGUGUGUAUCGAGUAAAUUUGUAAUUUAUAAUAUCAAAAGCCGUGUAUCGCGCGCGUAGCGCGCGCUUGUUUUGCUAGUAUAAUAAAAGAUGUCAGAGGAAAA
Molecule: messenger RNA, 1829 nt
Organism: Solenopsis invicta (red fire ant)
Lineage: Eukaryota; Metazoa; Arthropoda; Insecta; Hymenoptera; Formicidae
Exons: 3
Coding region: 536-946 (136 amino acids)
Source: RefSeq, a predicted model, not a curated record